Messenger RNA from Mesorhabditis belari, 225 nucleotides. The record is from the annotation of a GenBank genome assembly. NCBI's taxonomy places the organism in Eukaryota, Metazoa, Nematoda, Chromadorea, Rhabditida, Rhabditidae.
AUGUGCUGGGGAGCGAUGACAAGAAAUGUGGUCGGUCCACUUGAGAUGAUCAAUUCAACCAUGAAGUCUCAGCGAUACAUGGGAAUACUUGAGCAACGUGGAUCAAUUGACUACAAUGGAUAUGGAGUGUUACCAAUGGCAAUUGACUUGAACAUCGAGCUUCUUGUAGCACCGACAACUCAAUCAAGAAUUGAGUUCCGAAAUUGCCAGCCUGAUAAAUACAAG